Messenger RNA from Zophobas morio, 755 nucleotides. RefSeq lists its product as uncharacterized. The transcript is spliced from 4 exons. The record is from RefSeq and is a predicted model, not a curated record. Bases 48 to 686 code for a protein of 212 amino acids. Lineage: Eukaryota; Metazoa; Arthropoda; Insecta; Coleoptera; Tenebrionidae.
CGAAUUCUCUAAAGCAUAGUUAGAGAUUUGUGAAGACGUUUACAAAAAUGGUCGCUGCCCCAAUCACCCUCGUUGUGCUUCUAUUUCUUGUAGAAAAAAUUUCCGGUCAUGGGAUGAUGAUGGAACCACCAAACCGUAGCUCCCUGUGGCGCUUUGACCCAUCGGCACCUCCAAAUUACGACGACAAUCAGAAUUUCUGUGGUGGUGUAAAUGUUCAAUGGACGCAAUAUAACGGAAAAUGUGGAGUUUGUGGCGACCCAUGGGACGCUGCCCAUCCGCAACCUAACGAAAAUACUGGAACUUACGGACAAGGCAAGGUUGUCAGACAGUAUUCACCAGGUAGUCUUGUUGAUAUAACGGUUAAUUUGACUGCAAACCAUAUGGGCUACUUCAUUUUCAGUGUGUGUGUACUUCAAGAUCCAAAUGCUCCAGAAUCAGGAGAGGAGUGUUUCCAAACUUUGACUUUGGGAGAUGGACAGGCUAAAUAUCAGAUUGAAAGUACAGAUAAGCAGUUGAUUGUCAAUACUCAAGUAAAACUUCCAGAUGGAUUGACGUGUGACAGAUGUGUUUUGCGGUGGCAUUAUAAUGCAGGUAAUACAUGGGGACAGUGUGACGAUGGAAGUUAUGCUGAAGGAUGUGGGCCUCAGGAAACCUUUAGAUCUUGCGCAGAUGUAGCAAUUCUCUGAAAAGUACAUACAUACAUAUAAGAAUAAAUGGCAAUGUUUUUCCACAUGCAAUAAAUUUGUAUUUUUUGA